Molecule: messenger RNA, 906 nt
Organism: Seriola aureovittata
Lineage: Eukaryota; Metazoa; Chordata; Actinopteri; Carangiformes; Carangidae
Product: odorant receptor 131-2-like
Exons: 3
Coding region: 1-906 (301 amino acids)
Cellular component (GO): membrane
Source: RefSeq, a predicted model, not a curated record
AUGAACUCCUCAUCCUAUAACUAUAAUGUGUCGAGCGGUCUGAGUUAUCGAGACUCUUUGAGCACAGCUGUAGCCAAAAAUGUGAUUGUUCUGGCUCUUGGCCUUACCAUCAACUAUAUCAAUGGUACACUGAUUCAUACCUUCAGAAAACACCAGGUGUUUUAUGUGAAUCCUCGUUACAUCCUAUUCAUCCACCUGGUCUUGAAUGAUAUGAUCCAGCUUACAACAACAAUCAGCCUGUUUGUCUUUAGUUAUGUCUUCUAUAAAAUUAAUACUUCCUUCUGUUGCCUCAUCAUUACCUUUGCUGUCUUCACCACCCUCAACACUCCAUUGAAUUUAGCUGUCAUGGCAGUGGAGUGCUACAUCGCUAUUUGUUUACCACUGCGACACGCUGAUGCAGUUUCAACCCUGCCAGAUGUGUUUAUUGUUGUGGCAACAAAACCUGUUCAGUUAUUUUAUUCCACAAUUUUUUGUGAGAGGGAUAACCUGUUUUCCCACCCAAUAAGUUUAAAAAAGAGGGAUGUUUCCUACAUCAUUUACCUAAUUAUUGUUUGGCUCACGCUCUUCUUUACUUACUUCAAGAUCUUCUUUGCUGCUAAAGAGGCUAAAGAGGCUAAAGAGGCUAAAUCUAGAGAUGGAGAUGCAAAGAAAGCCAGGAAUACAAUCCUGCUUCAUGGCUUUCAGCUACUGUUGUGUAUGCUAACCUAUGUAGCUCAUGAGGUAAUAAAGGGUCUGUUGUACUGGUUCCCUAAACAUUAUGCACAUGUAGUCUUUGUUUCUUAUAUUAUGAUUCAGAUGUUCCCCAGGUUUGUCAGUCCUAUGGUGUACGGGCUACGAGACAAGACAUUUAGACAGCACUUGAAAAAGUAUCUUCUAUGUACAGUGAGACCGAGCAUCAAACCAUGA